Hemibagrus wyckioides is the source of this 1093-nucleotide messenger RNA. It is a transcript of the gene bloc1s2, whose product is annotated as biogenesis of lysosomal organelles complex-1, subunit 2. The record is from RefSeq and is a predicted model, not a curated record. Lineage: Eukaryota; Metazoa; Chordata; Actinopteri; Siluriformes; Bagridae. The coding region runs from base 41 to 574 and encodes 177 amino acids. Gene Ontology annotation, molecular function: gamma-tubulin binding. The transcript has 5 exons. Gene Ontology annotation, cellular component: gamma-tubulin complex; BORC complex; BLOC-1 complex. Gene Ontology annotation, biological process: lysosome localization; endosomal transport.
CACGUGGCCCGCCGUGUCAUGUGACAGGGAGGAAGUGAAAAUGGCGGCGACGGGACAGGAGGCAGCUGCUAUGGACAGUAUUUCUCGAGUGCCUCCAUCAGUGCUUCAGCUGAGGAACGACGCCGAUACGGGAGAACAUCCUGGGCACGAAGAGGCGAGUGGAAAUGUAGCGCCUGCGCCGAAAAGAUCCACCAACAACAAUGAUGGUGGAGUGGAAACAGCUGAAGAGGCUACAGAGCCGGCUGAGCCUGACAUCAACGAGCUCUGCAAAGAUAUGUUUGAAAAGAUGGCAGUUUUUCUACAAGGAGAACUGACAGCCACUUGUGAAGACUAUAAACUUCUGGAGAACAUGAACAAGCUCACCAGCCUGAAGUACAUGGAGAUGAAGGACAUUUCCAUCAACAUCAGCCGUAACUUGCAAGACCUCAACCAGAAGUAUGCGAGCUUGCAGCCAUACCUAGACCAGAUAAACCAGAUUGAGGAACAGGUCACAGCUCUGGAGCAGGCUGCGUAUAAACUGGACACGUACUCCAAAAAACUGGAGGCCAAGUUUAAGAAACUGGAGAAGCGCUGAGCCGUGUGUGUGUGGAAAGAUGGAGGCCCAGUUAACGCUUCGGUUCAGAUCGGCCCUGCUUGCUUCAGGAGGCUCCCUGGGAUCCUGCUGUGCUGCUGCUUCUAGUAUUAGUUGGUUUCCAAUAAGAUCCAGAAACACAUCGAAGCGAUUCUGUUGUUUGUUUCUUUUGAUGCACACAAUUUUAUGAUUAGGUCCUGAUUUUGCUUGUGGAAAAGACUCCAAGAAGCUUGUGCACUGGUCCACAGAGGCAUGGACGUUUAGCGUUUCAUGUGAGUCUGUGUAUCCCUGUCCAGUAAUCUUGCAGUGUGUUACACUGUGUUAGGGUCACGUGUGUGUGUGCAAGAACCUGACUGACCUGUGUGAUUACAAAUAAAAGCACGAUAAUAGACUGUAGUAGGUUAAAAAAACAACCUAAAAAUGUCCUUAGUGUCUGAUUUUCUAUUUAAUAUUGUACAAAGGUCCCUAAUUUCUGUAAAGUGCUACUACGGAUGAGUGUAAUUGCAAACAUUUCUGUAUAAU